AUGGAUAAUAAAAUUGUUUCGAAUCUCUUUGGAAUUGCUGGCGCUAUUUUAUGGUCAAUUCAAUUAGUGCCUCAAAGUAAAAAGAGUGCAGAUAAUCUAUCACCUCUUUGUUUUUUAUCAUGGUAUAUCUGUGGUAUCUUUCUUGGAACCUAUUUACUCUUUGAAAGAGAUACAAUAGCUCUCAUCAUCCAGAUAUUUGCUUUCACAUUCUUUUGUCUUGCACUACUCUUUCAAAUUAUGCAUUAUCAAAAGAAGAAACCAUUGAUGAGUUUAGCAAGUAUCUUUAUUGCUGCGAUUAUAUUGUCUGUUGUGAGAAACGCGAUGAAAUACGAGAAUUUCAAGGAUGACAUUGAGAUGUCUGACACCACCACCGGCGCCAAAGGCGAUGCCGAUAACAAGGAAGAUAACGAAGAUUCCGAGAAGGCGGCACUUAACACUCAGUACAAUACAUUUGCCGAUCCGGCAUUGUUCAAGCCACUCUCUAGCUCCAACGACAAGAACGAACUGAAUGAAAUGGCCAAGCCAAACAUCACCACCAGCUUGAUCCGCUCGUCCUAUAUCAUUUCACAUUCCGCUCAAGUACAGGAAUUCGAUCAUAUCGUACCAGACUCUGAGUCUGACUCUGAAGAGGCAACUCUCAAACAAAAUAUCAUUCUCAACCAAACAUCCUCACUCUUUGGACGUGCUGUCAACUAA
Molecule: messenger RNA, 696 nt
Organism: Heterostelium album PN500
Lineage: Eukaryota; Evosea; Eumycetozoa; Acytosteliales; Acytosteliaceae
Product: PQ-loop repeat-containing protein
Exons: 4
Coding region: 1-696 (231 amino acids)
Source: RefSeq, a predicted model, not a curated record